CUUUCUCUCUCUAAAAUCUCUCUCUCUCUCUCUUACGCAGUGGUUUCCUAUGACGCGUUAAUGGAGGGAGUCGACCUGCCCCACCCACUACCGCGCACACGUCCGAGCCCUGGUUCGAGCUAGGCACGAGCCUUAUGGACCCAGCAAUGAUCCCACUUCCCUUUCAAGCAAAGGUUUCACCGCUGUUCAUUAAUGGAUAUAUAACUCCAUCAGAGUCGUUCGUUUUUUAGGGUUUUAUUUUCUAUCUCCUAAAUUGCUUCCCUCUCGUUCAUUUUUUAGGGUUUUGUUUUCUAUCUCGUAACUUGCUUCCCCCUCUCUCUCUUCUUCCUCUGAAUUGGAGUUUCUUCUUUGACCUCUUUUUCUGCUUUUUUUUUUUUUUCUGGUUUGGAUCGAUUUCUUCUUCCUAAUUGGUUUUUGUUUCUCCUCUCUCUGGUUUUGGGUUUCGGGGUUUUCUUCUGCGUAUGAAUUAGGGUUUUCUCUCUCUGGAUCGAUAAUUCAAUUUUUGGGUACUGAGUUCCUUUUUUUCUCAGAGAGAAGCUCCUUCUCCUUGGGUUUCUUGCGUCCUGGAAAUCUUAUAUUUCAUAUCUGAAUCAGGCCCUGAAUUAGGAUUUCCUGGCUCAAUUGGACUAGGCCUUCUUUGGUUGUCUGAAUAUGGUUCAUGGUGAUAUAGAGAGUCGAGGGAGGAACCCUUCUUCCCCUAAAGACACAGGGAAUUUCUCCACUGGUGUGUACUAUGAGACCUCAACUGAGAGGCAUUGGACUUCAUGGCUGGUUCCCAUGUUUGUUGUGGCCAAUGUUGCAGUGUUCUUGGUGGUGAUGUAUAUAAACGAUUGCCCUAAAAAAGGCCAGUGUGUUGCGAGGUUUCUCGGGAGAUUUUCUUUUCAGCCUAUCAACGAAAACCCCCUUCUAGGCCCUUCUUCUGCGACUUUGACGAAACUUGGAGCCCUUGAAUGGGACAAAGUUGUUCAUCGACACCAGGGAUGGAGGUUAAUCACUUGUAUCUGGUUACAUGCUGGUGUAAUUCAUCUGCUUGCGAACAUGUUGAGCCUUGUUUUCAUAGGAAUCCGUCUUGAGCAGCAAUUCGGGUUUGUGCGCAUUGGUGUCAUCUACCUUCUAUCUGGAUUUGGCGGUAGUAUUCUCUCUUCUCUUUUCAUUCAGAACAACAUAUCGGUGGGUGCCUCUGGUGCUUUAUUUGGACUUUUGGGAGCAAUGCUUUCAGAGCUCCUAACAAACUGGACCAUCUACUCGAACAAGUUAGCAGCUCUAGUGACACUUAUAAUGAUAGUUGCUAUCAACUUGGCUGUUGGGAUAUUGCCCCAUGUAGACAAUUUUGCCCAUAUUGGAGGGUUUUUAUCGGGGUUUCUCCUUGGCUUCAUUUUGUUGAUUAGACCUCAAUUUGGUUGGAUUGAUCGCAACAAUCUUCCAUCAUCAUAUGCUGGCCGGAUCAAUUCUAAGCAUCUGCCGUACCAAUACGUGUUAUGGGUGAUUGCCUUGGUCUUAUUAAUUGUUGGUUACACGGUAAGCCUGGUUAUGCUCUUCCGGGGAGAGAAUGGGAAUAAACACUGCCAUUGGUGCCAUUACCUGAGCUGUGUUCCCACAUCGAGUUGGAGUUGUGGAAAUUAAGUUUCAAGGUAUCAAGGAAUUCUCCUCUGAACAAGGAUUUGUUGGAUUUUCCUGUUCAUUAUACCGAACACGGAAAUGAAAAUAAAUUCUUGGAUUUGUGGCCGAUUUUCUUCUAGUAUGGAUUUUCUCUUUCUAAUUUCCUGUACAGUGUGAGAAACCAGUUGGCUUUUGUAUUAUAGGUCUAUAUAUUUCUAAAGAGAUGAUAAACCACCAUUUGCUCAUUCAUGUUCUUUUAUUCAAAUUGAACCGAUUCCUUUCAUUGUAUUUUAUAUAGCAUACAGUGCCUUAAAAGUUUAUCAGAUGAAUUUGGGACUUGAUUGUGGUUGGGUUCCCCAUUUGCUACCACCGUUGUAUUUCUGCAUUUUUAUAUAGCAUAAAUUUACAGGUAAAGGAACUCCCUGUUAAAA
This is a messenger RNA of Amborella trichopoda, 2030 nucleotides long. Its product is annotated as RHOMBOID-like protein 2. Lineage: Eukaryota; Viridiplantae; Streptophyta; Magnoliopsida; Amborellales; Amborellaceae. Gene Ontology annotation, biological process: proteolysis. The record is from RefSeq and is a predicted model, not a curated record. Gene Ontology annotation, cellular component: membrane. Gene Ontology annotation, molecular function: serine-type endopeptidase activity.